Prunus mume (Japanese apricot) is the source of this 1052-nucleotide messenger RNA. RefSeq lists its product as uncharacterized. Lineage: Eukaryota; Viridiplantae; Streptophyta; Magnoliopsida; Rosales; Rosaceae. The record is from RefSeq and is a predicted model, not a curated record.
CAACCAUUGACUUCUGUUCUUUUCGUUUCUUACUCUUAAGUUUGCCUAUCUUUGAUCAGACUUCUUGUUUUUUACUUCAAUUUCUUCCUCACCUUUUCAAUUCCAUGGCCACUGCUCAGGUUGUAUCAGCAAAGACAGCCCUCCCUGUGGAGGACACAACUCAUGAGGAACCAAUUAAGGCACAAGAAGUAGUGACAGAAGUAGCAGCAGCUGAGGCAGAGGCUGUUGCAGAAGAGCCAAAAAAGGAGGCAGAGACUGUUGUUGCUUCUGGUGAAGUUCCUAAGGCUGAGGCUGCAGAAGCUGAUGAAACCACCCCAGUUGAGGUUGAGACAAAGGAGGUGAAGGUGGUGGAGGAGGCCAAGGAAGAUGUCGUGGCCAAAGAAGAGGCAGAAGAACCAACAGUAGAGAAGACUGCUGAGCCAGAACUUGUAGAGGAGACUAAGGAGAAAUUGAAUAUUGACGACUCUGUUGAGGCUCCUUCUGCAGAACCAAUUGCGCCAGAGCCGGUAUCGGAACCAGCGGCUGAAGAUCCUAAAGAAGAGGUAGUGGUUAAGGAAGAAGAGAAGCCUGAAGCUGUUGAGGAAGAGAAGCCAGCUGCUGAUGCUGCCGAGGAGAAAGUUGUCAAGGAAGAGCCAGUGGAGAAGGCUGAGUAAAUUUAAGUUGUAUUAAUUAGCGGGUAUGUGGGGGUUGCUUGCAUGUGAAGUGAUCGAUGUCUUUAGAAUUUAGUGGUCCAAGAACUUAAAUAAGGAGUAAUUAGGGGAAAACGAGGUGUAUGUAACGAGAAAUUAUUGAUUGGUACGGAUACACCAUGUCAGCGAUGUAUUUUCCACCCAGAUCAUGUAACCAUGCUAGCUUGCCAUAUAUAUGGUAGACAUGCAUGUUAGAUCUUAGAUUUUCAUAUAUGCAUUGGGGUUUGGUUGAGUUUCCUAGUUAAAAGCUAAGAACCUGAUGAAUUUUAUUGUGGUGCAUGCAUGUAUGUAUGUAUGUUUGAUAGAAGAUCAUCAUGGGGAUGAAUGUGUUGCAUUUGAGUAAUAAGAUCUUUACUUGGUUGA